UCUCUCCACAACCAUUCUCAAUGGCCACCUCUCACCACCGCUCCGCCUCUUCUUCCAGUGACGUCUCUGUCUACUUGGACGCCAACACCACUGCCAUUCCCACUCCCUCUUCCGGACGUAUUCACAGGAAUUCAUCAACUACGUCGCGGAACGUGGAUGUUGCUGUGGCUGAAGCUGAAACGCCGAAUCAGGUUCAACCGAAGAGUGUUGCUCAAGUUAGUGGUAAGAGCAAAGGAACCUUCAGUGCAGCAUCGGUUGCUAGGUUCCUCGAUGAGACAGUUCCGUUCAAGAAAAAGAUUGGAUGGAUAAGACGGGCUUCUACACUGAAGAAUGAUGGUACGGUUGAAAUUGAAGUUCCAGGACAGGGAGGUAGUAUUGAGCCUGAUGUUAGAGGCUAUGAAGCUGGUGAUGAAUUUAGUGAUGCGAUUUCCGGUCAGGAUAUUCAGCCUAUUCAGCCACUUCAAAUUGUAAUGCUAAUAGUUGGUACACGGGGAGAUGUUCAGCCAUUUGUUGCAAUUGGGAAGCGUCUACAGGUAGAUGGCCACAGGGUUAGGCUAGCUACUCAUAAGAACUUCGAAGAUUUUGUCUUGAAUGAAGGCUUGGAGUUUUACCCUUUGGGUGGAGAUCCUAAAGUUCUUGCUGGCUAUAUGGUCAAGAAUAAAGGCUUCUUGCCAUCAGGACCUUCAGAAAUACAUUUACAAAGAACUCAAAUCAAGGAUAUUAUUAAAACUUUGCUUCCUGCAUGCAACAAACCUUACCCAGAUUCCAAUGUCCCCUUUGAAGCAGAUGCAAUAAUUGCCAAUCCUCCAGCAUAUGGGCAUACUCAUGUUGCUGAGUAUCUUAAGGUUCCUCUUCACAUAUUCUUCACAAUGCCAUGGACGCCUACCAGUGAAUUCCCACAUCCUCUUUCCCGUGUUAAGCAACCGAUUGGAUACAGACUGUCAUAUCAAAUAGUUGAUGCUUUAAUCUGGCUUGGGAUACGAGACUUGAUAAAUGAUUUUAGGAAGAAGCAGCUGAAGCUAAGGCCUAUUACUUAUCUAAGUGGAUCUUAUUUUUCUCCUCUUGAUGUGCCCCAUGGUUAUAUAUGGAGCCCUCACUUGGUCCCUAAACCAAAAGACUGGGGACCUAAAAUUGAUGUUGUUGGAUUUUGUUUCCUUGACCUUGCUUCAAAUUAUGAACCACCACAAUCACUAGUGGAUUGGCUUGAAGAGGGUGAAAAACCUAUUUACGUUGGAUUUGGUAGCCUUCCUUUGCAGGAACCUGAGAAAAUGACUAAAAUUAUAGUUCAAGCUCUGGAACAAACAGGGCAGAGGGGUGUCAUCAACAAAGGCUGGGGGGGUCUUGGGACUUCGGCAGAACAAAACAAAACUGUGUACUUAUUGGACAACUGUCCGCAUGAUUGGCUGUUUCCACGAUGCACCGCUGUGGUACAUCAUGGGGGCGCUGGAACAACUGCUGCUGGUCUUAGAGCUGAAUGCCCAACAACUGUUGUACCAUUCUUUGGGGACCAACCAUUUUGGGGAGAGCGGGUGCACGCUAGAGGAGUAGGUCCUGCACCCAUCCCGGUGGAUGAGUUUACAUUGGAAAGGCUGGUUGAUGCCAUAGACUUUAUGCUGAAACCAGAGGUAAAAAAGCGUGCUGUUGAACUUGCUAACGCCAUGAAAAAUGAAGAUGGAGUGUUAGGAGCAGUUAAAGCAUUCUAUAAACAUUAUCCGAACCAAAACUCAGAUAACGAGGCCAAUGCCAAGCCAGUUACCUCCGUAGCCGAGUACAAGCCAGUUCGGAAACGUUUCUCUAUACGAGGAUGCUUUGGUUGCUAUACAUCAGGAUAGAUAGCUUUCUUAAUAUAUCGACCAUAUAGGGAAAAAAAAAAGGCCUUCUUCGUACAGCAUAUUUGUCCAUGCAAUCAUGUUCAUUCUUUAGUCUAGUUCUGCUAUACCAGCAAUUGAGAAAUGCAAAUUGCCCUGGUGAUUUUGUUGAGCUUCUCCAGAUGCAUUUCGAAGUGAACGAUCUAGUAUUGUCCA
Molecule: messenger RNA, 2024 nt
Organism: Abrus precatorius (Indian licorice)
Lineage: Eukaryota; Viridiplantae; Streptophyta; Magnoliopsida; Fabales; Fabaceae
Product: sterol 3-beta-glucosyltransferase UGT80A2-like
Exons: 14
Coding region: 21-1832 (603 amino acids)
Biological process (GO): carbohydrate metabolic process
Molecular function (GO): UDP-glycosyltransferase activity; hexosyltransferase activity
Source: RefSeq, a predicted model, not a curated record